This is a messenger RNA of Anisakis simplex (herring worm), 1179 nucleotides long. NCBI's taxonomy places the organism in Eukaryota, Metazoa, Nematoda, Chromadorea, Rhabditida, Anisakidae. The record is from the annotation of a GenBank genome assembly.
GUUUGGAAAGCUGGCAAUCGUGAGAGGCAAAUUUCAACAACAACAACGGCGAAUGAUUAUUAUACGUUUAAACGCCAACUGAGAUCGAAUCGUCGUCAAAGAAAUCGCAACUCAAUAGAUACAGAGAUACGAACAAGCAAUGAAAUCAGCAAAAAAUUGGACGAAUUUGAUGAUGAGGAUUAUCCCGAAGACGCCAUGUUCGGUAAACCAAUUAAUGCAGCAGAUUAUGAUGAUGAUUCCAAAAGUGAGCAUUCAUACAGUCUGAAAUAUACGAAUGAUAAGAUACGCGUUCUUGAAUUUUUACGAUCUUUGAAAGGCAUCGAUGAAAUUAAGAGGACACGAUUUCUAUUUGUAUCUGCGCAGACAUACGGUAAUUUUGAUGGUAUUUGCAUGCCUGCAGAGAUUGCGAUAUGUGAAUUCAAUUUAAGAUACGGGAUUAUUGAUCAGUUUACUUCAAUAGUUGGACCGUGGCAUAUUGAUAACGAGAUACAACGUCGACGUGCAGAAUUUCAUGCAAGAGAAACGCACAAAAUACAUCUUGAAGGCCCCAUUGGCAGAACAAAUCGUAUUGCGACACAGCAUACGUGUUUACGUGAAAUAUUAGGCAGAUAUGACCCAUCAAUCGCUGAACAACAGUCCUUCUCUGUGGGCCUUUAUCGAGGUGGCGUUCGCGAAUUUGAUACAGAUACGGUAAUUCUUGUUUUAUUUGUUCAGCCGAAUUUCAAUGCAUCCAGCAAACAGGUGAACAUAAGUGGAGAAAUGAAAGGAAUUCACGUGAUUUUUGGUGGUGAUUCGAACGGUAAACGAUGGUUGAUCUGUUUAAAGCAUGAAUAUGAGAAUAUACGUUCGUCAUUGCAAUAUCUCAAAGAAUCACAAGGAAAUCGAUACGAUGGGUUUUCAACAAUUGAUGAUCAAUACGUAUUCGCCGAUGCGUUAGUGGAUGGGAUUGCAGAACAUUUAAAGGGGGUGCCGAAUGCUGAAUAUAAACUAUGGAUGGAUAUUUUUGGGAUAAAACAACCGUUUGAGUUUAUAACCCCGUGGGAACGAAGAGCGAAUGUCUUCUGUCGUCUACAUACAGCCAGUCGAAAUUGUUGUUGUGCUUCGGCCACAGCAGCUCGAAGUUGUUUCGCGAUAUUCUUUGCACUUCAUCAACUUUUGCAACUGCCAUUCGGUGAUUAG